AUGACAGACUUACAGGGAAAUAAGUGCAAGCUUUCAGACUGUCCUGCAAUCUAUAAAGGAGACUCACAGACAACACAGUGGCAACAAAAAAGGCAAUGGAUUAAGGCUGCGCAAGGUUGUGGGACUCUUGAUUCAUUCUUCAGUCAACAGCCAAAAACUCCAAACAAUGGACCAUUGCUGGUCGAGUCUGAGCAGGAGCUACUGUCUGACUUGGAACAAGACCCUGCACUGGAUUUCACACUUAGUACUGGAUUUGAUAUGGCCGAUUUAUGUGCAACAUACCUUGAAACAUGGCUGGACAAGCAGGGACAUAAUAUGGUACUUGAUGAAGAGGAUGAACUUGAGCUGCACGAAGACUUGGAAUACCCACCUGAGUCAGCUGAGAUCGAGUCAGCUUGUGAAUGGCUUGAUGUCAAUGAUGAAGAAAAUGUUGAACCUCACAAUACUCUCUUGCUGGUGGAUGUGUGUUUGAAAGAGGCCAAGAAGUUACGAACCCCACGGUUGAUCAAGGUUAUCACCCAGCUCAGUGCUAUUGCACAGUAUCAUGCUUGGACGAAGUAUCCUUGCCUCAGUGCCAGCCUUGCAAUUGCAAGGAGAAUGGGAAAGGGACCAUACUUUGCUCAGCAAAUCCGACAUGCAACCCUGUUGGAUAAUGAAACUGUUGUUCAGUCUGUUCAUCAAUACCUCACUAGCCAGAAUCUUGGAACCAUUGCUCCCCACAAUCUCUGCAAUCACAUCAACAAGGUCAUCAUCCCUGCAUUGGGUCUAAUGGCAGACACAUCAAGUAUCAGUGAACGCACAUCACUCAACUGGUUGAAGAAGCUCAAGUACCUUUGUAAAAAUGUUCAGAAGGGAAUCUUUAUGUCUACAUAUGACAACAAAACUCUCACUUGCGUACCUCCUAAAUUAGGCCCAGGCAAGAAGGAGCAUGUGCUCAUCACACAGGAUGAGUGCAUCUUCCAUCCCAUCAAGAAGAAGGGUAAUGGUCAUUCAAUACAUGUCUUGGAUUUCAUCUGUGAAACAAUUGGGUUUCUCACACUCUCGAUGACUCAGAUAGAAGAGCAGAUGAAAUUACCUCUGGAAUCUCACCUCUGCUCAUUCACUGCAUGUCACAUAAUUUAUCCAGGGAAAAAUCACAAUGCUUGGUGGGAUCUGAAGCAGCUGGUAGAAAAUGUCAAAGAUGCUAUUGAUGUUUUUGAACAUACCAAUCCCAGAAUGGUCGCCAUCUUUGUUCUUGACUGUUCAUUAGCUCAUGAAGGCCUUGCCCCUGAUGCUCUCAACAUAAACAACAUAAACAUUGGUCCUGGAGGCAAGCAGAAAUCUCUCCAUGACACCAUCAUUCCAUUAUCAAACCCACCACCAAAGCCUGGCCAUCUCGAUACAUGUGGAGUGCCUCAGACACUCAUUUACCCUUCUUUGCAUCCCAAUGAAAAACUUGCUGGAAAACCAAAGGGCAUGAGAGCAGUGUUGGAAGAGAGAGAGUCGGUUUGGGAUGAGUAUAUUGAGAGGCUCCAGGGGCGAAGGGUUGUUGCAGCUGAGGCUGAAGGUGAACCAGAUGAGGUUGAAUCUGAGGCUGACAAUUGGUGUUGUAUUUUCAAGGUGCUCUCUCUACAAGAGGACUUCGCAACUGAAAAACCAAUGCUUCAACACCUCAUUGAGAGUCAAGGGCAUGUUUGCCUUUUCUUACCAAAGUUUCACUGCAAACUCAAUCCUUCGGAGAUGGUGUGGGGGUACAGAAAGUAUUGUGAGUCAGCUAUUAAUGAAAGCUUAGGUUUUCAUAAUGCAUCGGAUGGUAAAUUCCUGACUGCAAAAAUUCUUGUUCCUUGA
Suillus subaureus is the source of this 1827-nucleotide messenger RNA. RefSeq lists its product as uncharacterized. The transcript is spliced from 7 exons. Bases 1 to 1827 code for a protein of 608 amino acids. The record is from RefSeq and is a predicted model, not a curated record. Lineage: Eukaryota; Fungi; Basidiomycota; Agaricomycetes; Boletales; Suillaceae.